This is a messenger RNA of Bufo bufo (common toad), 1490 nucleotides long. Its product is annotated as gastrula zinc finger protein XlCGF71.1-like. The transcript has 3 exons. The record is from RefSeq and is a predicted model, not a curated record. Lineage: Eukaryota; Metazoa; Chordata; Amphibia; Anura; Bufonidae. Bases 432 to 1187 code for a protein of 251 amino acids.
UUCUUCCACAGGAUGGUUCAGGAGAACAUCACAAUGUCCCACAGGAUGAUCAGAAGAUAAAGGGUGAAGAUUUGAAUAUUACUAAGGCUACAGAGACACAUGUGAGGGGCGAUGAGCAGAGUAUAGAGGACAUUCCUACAGGUAACCGCCCAGAUGACUGUACCACAAGCUCAGAGGAAGACCUGAUACCACAAUCAUUUGCUGUAAGAAAUGAAGAUAUCACAGAGGACACAUUUAAAGAGCAUGCCGUUGUCCGAUAUACACCUUCAGCUGUACAUAGCAACAAUCUAUCCUCUGAUCUUUUUCAAUGGAUUCGAUCUUUUGAUUCAUCAGAGAGAGUUAAGCAAAACAAAGAUCAACGAGGAGGUGAACAUCAACGAGCUCAUACAGGGGAGAAGCCAUAUUCAUGUUCGGAAUAUGGGAAAUGUUUUAUGCCGAAAUCAGAUCUCUAUAAACAUCCGAGAAGUCACACCGAUGUAAAAUCAUUUUCAUGUUCAGAUUUUGGGAAAUGUUCUAUACAGAAAACCAAUCUCAUAAAUUAUCUGAGAUUUUAUGUUGAUGAACAGCCAUUUUUGUGUUUAGAAUGUGGGAAGUGUUUUAUACACAAACCAGAUCUUGUUAAACAUCAGAAAAUGCACAAAGGGGAGAAGCCAUUUUCGUGUUCAGAAUGUGGCAAAUGUUUUCUCCAGAAAUCGGAUCUUAUUACACAUCAGAGAAUUCACACAGGGGAGAAGCCAUUUUCAUGUUCAGAAUGUGGGAAAUGUUUUGCUUUUAGAUCAUCUUUAAUUGCCCAUCAGAGAACUCACACUGGGGAGAAGAGGUUUUCAUGUUCAGAAUGUGGGAAAUGUUUUACUCAUAAAUCAACUCUUGUUACACAUCAGAGAAUUCACACAGGGGAGAAGCCAUUUUCAUGUUCAGAAUGUGGGAAAUAUUUUGCUUCUGAAAACUACCUUGUUACCCAUCAAAGAACUCACACAGGGGAGAAGCCUUUUUCAUGUUUAGACUGUGGAAGACGUUUUAAUCAGAAAUCAACUCUUGUUACACAUCAGAGACUUCACACAGGGGAGAAGCCAUUUUCAUGCUCAGAAUGUGGAAAGUGUUUUGCUCAGAAAUCACCUCUUGUUACACAUCAGAGAAUUCAUAUAGGGGAGAACCCAUUUCCGUGUUCAAAAAAAGAAAUGUUUUAAUACAAAUGAAAUGUUCUUUCCUAUCAGAAAUACACAGGGGAUAGGCAAUUUUUAUGUCCAGAUUGCUUCUUUCUAAACAUCUUUGAACUCAUACAUAGACAUUAUCCUAUCUUUCAGUUACAGGCAAAGUCAAGAGAAUAGUAGCACAAAAUAAUGAUUAAGAAUGUAUAUGAUUACCAAUAAGUGUCAUCCAAAAAGCUAACAGAAUCCAGAUAACACACCUAUAGAUCCAUCAUAUGCAUCAUAUAUUUCACAUGAACAAACUUAUUAUCCCUUAUGAAUAAACAUUUCUUUUACAUCUUC